UUGAUGUGUAACUUGAUGCCGUUAAGAAACGGGGUCUGGAGGAAGAUAACGGGUGCUACCGCCACCAGCCGAGAAAAGAGAAAAUCUGGUCUGGGUUUAAUGUGAGGAUCAAAUGUGAUGAGAAGAACAACACAGUGUGUACGGAACUGGAGCAGCAGCAGCUAGGUUCGGAGGCCCAGCCCAAUCCGACCAGAACCGAACCCCCCGGCACCCGUCUCUCUUCAUGGAAGCUUAGUAGCUAGGCUAACUUAACGACGACAGCGUUAAUGAUGAUGGUGGUAAUGAUGAUGAUGCAGAACCUCCGCUGGAUUUAUCCCGGUAUCUCUCACUGACAUGGAGCCAGCGACGGUCCGCUGGAGCCGCUUGCCUACUAGUUAGCUACAGUCAGCUAACGGAGCCCGCCUCCCGGAUAUCGUUAGCUGAAUGGGUACAACCGCGGUGUGUCGUCGCAUUACCGGACUAUUUCAGAGCUGUGCCGGUGUUUGGGUUUGAUGUAGGGGCAUCAUGUCUGCUAGCACCACUGCUAACUUCACCGUUUAAAGGAAAUACACACGUGAUACACUUUAUCUCGCCCCUGCCUCCAGCAAAUAGCCCGGACCGCCCUUGGAUGCUUCACUGACAUUUACUUGACGGUGUGUAUCAGGAUGGCACAGCUCCUGGACGGGGCCAGCAAACUCUGCUGGCUUCUCCUCAAGGCUGUGACUCGCUUUGUGUUCAUGUUCAUCAACAACUGUGUAGCCAUACCAUCCUACUGCCUAUACCUGCUGCUGCUGCAGCCGCUGAGGAUAUGGGACAGCCCCGCUUUCUGGCACAUUGAAGGAGUCAUGUUCAAGUGGUUGCUGGCCAUGGUGUCGUCAUGGGGCUGGAUCGCAGGCUACACAGUGACAGAGUGGGGCGACGACGUCCGGCCCAUCUCUGAGGACGAAGCCAUGGUCAUUGUCAACCACCAGUCCACAGGAGACGUGUGCACACUCAUGAUGUGCCUGCAAGACAAGGGCACGGUGGUAGAGAAAAUGAUGUGGUUGAUGGACCAUGUGUUUAAAUACACAAACUUUGGCCUAGUGUCCUUGAUCCACGGGGACUUCUUCAUCAGACAGGGUAAAGCUCACCGAGACAAGCAGCUGAUCUACCUGAAGGAUCAUCUAGAGAGGUACUACCACAGCAGGGACAGGAAGUGGAUUGUGCUGUUCCCUGAAGGUGGCUUUCUGCGCAAGCGGCGGGAAACCAGCCAGUUAUUUGCCAAGAAGCGCUCGCUCCCCCACCUGACCCACGUCACGUUGCCUCGUCUCGGGGCAUCACACGUCAUUCUGAAGACCCUGUCUGCCCAGCAGGAGAAUGGCAGUGUGGGCAUGGACACGGUGACGCCUAACCAGAGAGGCAACAAACGAGGAAGCCUGCAGUGGGUUAUAGACGUGACCAUAGCCUACCCCAAAGCAAAACCAAUGGACAUCCAGACCUGGAUCUUUGGCUACAGACCUCCAACAGUCACACAUGUACACUACAGGAUGUACCCGAUAAAAGAGGUUCCUGUGGAGGCAGCGGCGCUGACCGACUGGCUCUACCAGAGGUUUGUGGAGAAGGAGGAUCUGCUGGCCCACUUCUACGACACAGGAGCCUUCCCUCCCACAGAUGGACAGAAGGGGGCAGUUUCCCGACAGAUGACCCUGGAUCCAGUGAAGCUCGUCUUCAUCCAGUCCUUUGCGUUCGUCUCUGGCUACAUCUGGUUCAGGGUCUUCCAGUUUCUCUACUGCUGUUUAUUUUGAGCGUGAUGAUUUGGUGAGAGUCUGGAUUGGACCACUGCGAAAGAAACUUAAGGAUCGCUGACGUGUGGCGCGUUGUCACACUCUCUCACACACACACACACAAACACACCAGUCCUCUCCAUGAUGGAUGGAUGGAUUUACAUUUCUACCCAUGGAGGAACUUUGCAAGGAAACAAAAGACAUUUCACGACAAAAUGUGUGCAGAUUUCACCGUCCCUCACAGUAAACAACUGCUCACAGUGUCCACCGGUUACGUUCACACCACCCUAACGUGACACGCCCACACCUGCGGUUUAGAGGGAUAACGUCUCACAUUUGUCAGGUCUGAUAUUUCCACAUGUUUUUACAUCCUCAUACAUUUAAACACAGGCACCUAGUGACCACUUUUUAGUUCAAAGUUAUUGGAAAAUGCGGCUCAGGACCUUCUCCAGAAGACCAUCUGGACCAGACUCCGUCUGUCACACCAUGGUUUUUGAGUUAACAGAACACAUGGAUACACCUGAGUGUACGCUUGUGACAAGGAGCUGAAGUCUACAAAUCCUGCCUGGAUUUUAACCUCCUCAGUGAAAGUCCACAGAACCUCCUGUGUUCAGCUCGCCGUCCAGUAGCUAGACCACACCUUGCACAGCGAGUGACCAUAAGAACGCUCCGGCUGCCCAGCCGUGGCCGCUCUUCUGGCCUGCAUUGCACUAAGGAUCCGUAACUGCCGUGACUGAAUAGUAGCUGCUGGUGUUUUAAUUUGACUUCAUUUUAUUUUAAUCCCUCAAACAUGCAUAUCACCAUGACUACAGCCACGAUUCGUUUUUUUUUUUUUUUUUUUUUUUUCUUUGUUUCCUUUUCCUCCCGUGUCUUUCUGUCCAGGCAGUAUUCAGAUCAGACUGGAAAAAGAAGCAUAGGAUCAUGUUUACACUGGCAGCCCUGCUGAAGAACUUAAAGGAGGCAGAGGCUGUGAGGGCGGGGCUUUUUUUUCCAGAGAAAAGGGAAAAAAAAGGUGAUGUUAUUCCAGCUGUCAUAAAAGAAGACAAAGGAGAAACUCUUGAGACACGCCAGGCAGGAAACGCGGUCCAAUCACCUAGAAUCUGACUGUGUGUGAGGUGGUUCUCACCCUCUGCUCUGUGCACACACACACACACUCACACGAGCACAUACGCGACUAUGUGCAGACACUGCGGAGAAGACGUUGGUCUCGAGGAUCACCUCCGUGAGAAGGAUGGAGAAGACUCUCGUUCCCCAUUGGACUCUGUAGUUUUACAAAUAUUUAAGCCAUACGCUUAGUGUUUUUUGGGGGUUGGGUGAAUAAAAAGACGUGGGGCGGGGACUCAGAAUUUUUUUUUUUUUUUAUAGAAAGCUACCCAAGUGUUCAGCAUUCAAAUCUAUAGAGAUUUUGGCUUACAGAAGUAUAGGUGUCAUUACUGUAAAUUUACAGCAUAACCUGCCUAACUUGAGUGUCUGUAUGUGUGUUUUUGUGUGCGGGUAUGUGUGUGUGAGUGUGCGUGGUCGUCGUUCUCCCUGCAGUUUUGAUAAAUAUGACUCGUGUCGUGUUGCUCCGCGACGUCAGAGUGUGGCAGCGAUUUUUUGUUUCACCACAAGUGGUCGAAUUUUAUUUCAUUUUUAAUGAAAUCACAAAACCGUCGUCCGCAUUUCAUCGUAUGUUUGAACCUUGUAGAAACAAAGCUGAGGAAGAGUUUUCAUGGUGGGAUGGACAAUAUUUCUUAAUUUAUUUUUUUUCCUUCUGGUCUAUUUCAAGUAAUUUUUCUUUUCUUUUUUUAAAUAUCUGAAUGAUUUAUGAAUGUUAGAAAAAAAAAGAAAGUUAACAUGUGUACUACACUCUUCAUUCAUUUUUGUUUUUUAAAUUUCAGAACAGGAAGUUGUUGUCUGGUUCAAGAGGCCAAGAUAUUAGAGUUAUUGUUUGUCCAACUUAUGGCGUGUGGUGUUUUCUUAUUGACCCAUGGGCCAAUUCUCAAACCAUAGACCGUAUAUAAGAAAUGAAGGCUGCUUACUGGAUGGAAACUGUUGGAGUAAAAGUGAAGCCCCAGGAAGAAGAUUGGGAGUAGCUGGACAUCUGUUAAAAAAAAUCGUUUAGAAAGUGAAGUGGGAGAUCAGGCUGGGAUUGACAGUUUGACAUUGUCCUAGAGUUAGGGUUAACCUAACCCAGUGGUUCCCAAAUUUCUUCUGAAACGCCCCCCUUUUCUUGGAGCCCUAACCCACAGGAGGCUAAAUUCAGGUUAUAAUAUUAAAAGUUUCCUCUGUAGAUCCCCCAAAAAACACAAAAUGUAUAUCCACUAGCUUAUUUAAGAUUUUUGUUAAAGGUUUUCCAUUGGACAGUUAUGUCACAUGCUCUCCCGUUGUGUCCUAGUCGUCCAUAAACCAAAACUUCAGUUCCUGAGGAGUUAUAAUAUUAAAGAAAAUUCACUUCAGUCCUCCUCGCCUCGGCUUCACUUUUGUAAACCUAUGCAGUUGGUUGGUUGGUUUCUUACACACGGUCUGUAUUUUAAAGUGAUAAAGUCAGUCACUAACCUUAUGUCUCGUCACCCACGGUGGAAACUGGCAGGGCCCUGGGCCAAUGCAGCUGUCGUCUGUCGAACGUUCUCGUGUCAUGCUUUUUGAGGUCAAUUACGUGUAAAUUGCUUAGCCUGCUUUAAUUAGAGGAAAUUAUACAGGUGCAGCAUUAAGUGUCGUUAUGAAACAAAGCAUCAGAGUUGCAGUUGAGUAGUUUUUGUCCUCUCUCCGUGCACCGACGUUGGUAGAAACUGUGUGAAAUUCAAAAACAAGGGCUACCUGACCUGGUAGGUGAAAACAUUUUAAACUAGAGUGUAACUGUGCUCCAUCUUGUGGCUCUUUCAGAUUCCCCUCCAUCGUGAGAGUGACUUUCAAUGAAGCUUUUUUUUUGUUUCCGUCUUUUAACAUUUUUAUUGGUAUAAUUUUCUGACCAUGUUUCCAAAGAAAGUGGGGAAAAUUCGAGUUUCCUGGAUGUGGUUUUAGGAAAUAAACACAAUAGGAAUUAAAACAGAUUAUACUAGAAACUGUCUGUAAUUUUCCAUUUUGUACUCCUUUAAUUCCUAGCUACACAGCCAUUUUACAACACAGAAAAACUUGUGCUGGAAUAAAACAUCAUAAAGAUCCAAA
Molecule: messenger RNA, 4889 nt
Organism: Cynoglossus semilaevis (tongue sole)
Lineage: Eukaryota; Metazoa; Chordata; Actinopteri; Pleuronectiformes; Cynoglossidae
Gene: lpgat1
Product: lysophosphatidylglycerol acyltransferase 1
Exons: 8
Coding region: 645-1763 (372 amino acids)
Biological process (GO): phosphatidylinositol acyl-chain remodeling
Cellular component (GO): endoplasmic reticulum; endomembrane system
Molecular function (GO): acyltransferase activity
Source: RefSeq, a predicted model, not a curated record